This is a messenger RNA of Triticum urartu, 1856 nucleotides long. RefSeq lists its product as uncharacterized. Gene Ontology annotation, molecular function: microtubule binding. NCBI's taxonomy places the organism in Eukaryota, Viridiplantae, Streptophyta, Magnoliopsida, Poales, Poaceae. Gene Ontology annotation, biological process: spindle assembly. Gene Ontology annotation, cellular component: nuclear microtubule; cytoplasm. The record is from RefSeq and is a predicted model, not a curated record.
CCCUGAAAAUCCAUCUCAUUACGCCUCAACGGCUAUUUACUCCCCCUCCGCCUCCGCUCCGAUCGAAUCCGAUCCCCGCCCCCCAUGGCCGCCGCCUCCGCGUCGCCGCACCCGGCGGCAGCCGCCGACCUGCCCCCGCCCCCGCCGCCGCUCCACACCGCCGCGCCCCGCCCGCGCCGCCGCGCGCGGGAGGUCAGCUCCAGAUACCUCUCCACCCCCACCCCCGCCGCCCUCUCCUCCUCCGCCUCGUCCUCCCCGCGCCUCUCCACCUCCUCGUCGCGCGCAUCCUCGCCCACUCCGUCGCCGCGCGCCCACACGCGCGUCGCCACGCCCUUCGCCAACGAGAACCAGCCCCCGCUCGUCCCGCCCUCCACCCGCAGGCGAGCCGUGCAGAAGCUGUUCGGCGAAAUCGGCGCCAACCCGCGGGCCUCCGUCUCCUCCUCCGCCGCCGGCGCCCCGCCCCCCAGGAUCCUGCCCCGCGCGUCCAGCGGGCCGGCCCCGUCCACGGGGCGCAGGGGCUACCCGCGCCCCCCCACGCCCGCGCGCGCCUCAUCCUGCCCCUCCUCCGCGGACGACGCCGCGUCCUGCAGCUCCACGGACACCUCCUCCACCCUGACCGACUUCUCCGAGCCUGAUGGGAUCCUGGUGCCCGCCGCGCCCUGCGAGAGCCCGCCGCUGCUCGGCCCGGCGUCCUGCCGCGGCGGGCGCCUGUCGUCGGAGCUCCGGUCGUCGGUUCCUGAGUCGGGCGGGUCCACGCGCGGGGCGGCCAUCCCACUGUGCCACCGAUCGCUUAAUUCGGCUCUCUCGAGCUGCCCGGCUCCGGCGGCGAAGGUGAUGGCGGCGCCAAGGCCACCGCAGCCACAUGGGACGAAACUAGCGGAGAUGAAGAAGGCGGCGGUCAUUGGGGGGAGAAAGGUUGCCGGGAAGCAGGAGGACGUGCACCAGCUGCGGCUGCUGGACAACCGCUACGUUCAGUACAGGUUUCUGAACGCCCGGGGGGCAGAGGCGGCCAGGGCCAAGGCUGCUGCGGCGGAGAACUCCCUGUUCGGACUGGCUGAGAGAAUUGCUGGGCUACGAGAAUCAGUCGCUGAUAAGAGGGCAGAGGCUGAGAAGAUCAAGAGGGAUCAGAGAUUGUGCUCAAUUUUUGGUGGUCAGGUGCCGUAUUUGGAUCGAUGGAGUGAUGUUGAGGAGGAUUAUUCCAGCUGCUUGACAGGGGCAACAUCUGCGCUGCAUAACGCCUCACUAAGGCUGCCUAUAAUUGGGGGUGUUCGGGCAAACUAUGAGGAAAUCUCGGAAGUUCUUAACUCUGCUGCGCAACUACUGGAGCCGGCGUCGCCUCUUGUUCGAAAUUUAUUACCAAAGGUUGAAGAAGUUGAUGGUGUGGCCUCCAAACUUGCACAAAUAAUCACUAGUGAAAGGGACUUGAUAGAAGAGUGCGGGAAUCUACUAAAUCAAGCACACCAUAUGCAGAUGAGGGAGUACAGCUUGAGAAGCCAGCUGCUGCAGUUGAGAAGUUGAAGUGAAAGCGGAGGAAGCGCAGAAAAUGAACACGACACCAAGUCACAUCUUCCGACCAGUGGAGCUAAUUGUGCUCACCACUGGAAACAUUUUCCAGUAGGAGGGAGAGGUGGCCUGAUGAUCAUACAAAGUAAAAGGCAGAAGUAUCCUUCUGCUCUUUUUUUUGUUGGCGGGAAGAAGUCCUUCUGCUGAUCAAGAAUUCCUGAUUCUUUGUGGUAUAUAUGGUGUUUCUGUCUUUGGCCUCUCGUUUCUGUUAUCCUUGUGUAGCCAUGGAAAGAAUAAACUGAUAGAAGCAUUGCCCUUUACAUAAUCAAAAUUCGUUGAUUCUUUGUGUACUU